AUGUAUGACGGCCGCGAUGGGCCCCAAUGUGCAAAUUGCCAUCCAUCCAUGUGGAAGAAGCCACAAGUCACGAUCUACACCUCCCCCGCACGAAGCCAGUGGGCAAGACCUCAUUCUAACGCCUAUCUCUGCGACAAUUGCUACUGGGACCUAAACGGGGCCGCGGACGGAACUCCCUGCAUGAGAUAUCUCCGGUGUCUAUGCGCACGGCGCAAGAACCUAGCCAUCCUGAUGACCAGUAAGCGGUUUUGGAACGACGCCGCCCCGAUCUUUUGGACAGAGAACUGGUUCGCUUUUGAGCUUCCUUGUCUGUUGAUAGGGUUCCUGACUGCUCUUCGUCCACAAGUGAGAUCGUGGCUGAGACGGAUAUCCUUCUUGCCCCUUCCUGCUUACGACCGCCUAGAAUAUUUCGAUAUCUUCCCUCAGCGGCGGGACCCGGUUUGGAAUGGGUGGGAUAGCAUCGCCCGUUGCUGGAGUUUAUUGCAACAAUGCGAGGGACUGGUAGAGCUGGAGCUUGAUGUGGUCGCUCUGACGCGAGUGAAAUGGGCUCGGAUUCUUCGACAAGUCCGUGUCAAGAAACGGGUUAUUUUCAGUUAUCAGCUGUCUGAAGAGGAGCAGGACUAUGCUUUCUAUGAGCGAGAAGAUCCAGGGGCAUGGGUAUGGGGGCUUCAUUCUCGUCGGAAACGAUUCGAUUCGUCUACUACUGCUUUGAUUGCAUCUAGCAUGAUGGACAAGGUUAUCAGAACCAAAGACCUGGCAAGACAUUAUGCCCAGAGCACCCUAUCCCAAAGGUGUGGUGUCUAUGGGGCGCAGUUUGUCCAGGAAAUAAUCGAAGGCCGGGUACAGGUCCAUGAGAACAUGUGA
This is a messenger RNA of Penicillium paradoxum, 864 nucleotides long. RefSeq lists its product as uncharacterized. The coding region runs from base 1 to 864 and encodes 287 amino acids. NCBI's taxonomy places the organism in Eukaryota, Fungi, Ascomycota, Eurotiomycetes, Eurotiales, Aspergillaceae. The transcript has a single exon. The record is from RefSeq and is a predicted model, not a curated record.